Messenger RNA from Quercus robur (English oak), 1021 nucleotides. RefSeq lists its product as uncharacterized. The transcript has 5 exons. Bases 233 to 607 code for a protein of 124 amino acids. The record is from RefSeq and is a predicted model, not a curated record. Lineage: Eukaryota; Viridiplantae; Streptophyta; Magnoliopsida; Fagales; Fagaceae.
CCAAUUCCAGACACAUCCACGUCAGAAGGGCACAUAGAAUUCAGAAGCCUGUGGAAAACAAAGUUAACAAACACAAAACGCAAGCAAAACACGAAACAUACAAAGAAAUUCACAAAUUCUACAUUUUAAUUCUAAUUCUGUCUCCUAUUAUCACUCAAACCCAUUUCUCUAAAAUCUCUUCUCUCUACUCUCUCUGUAUCAAUUUCUCUGCAAAAGAAAAUGAUUCUGUAAAAUGUGCACGACAAGAAGGGAAUGUUCGUUCAGUUCAGAGACAAUGGAGCAAAAUACUGGAAGUUUCCGUCGCAAUAGAACACAACCUUCAGAGCAUUCUACAUGUACUGAUAAAGAAAAUCAGUCCAAAGAAAAAGAUAUGGGCACUUCCGUAUAUGUCAAUCAUGCUGCAAUUGCCUGGCAAGAGAGUAGAAGAAAGUGGGUGGGGGAUCCAUCUCGACGACCAAAAAGAAAGGCAAAGGACCCAAUUAUAAGUUGGUCCAUGGCAUAUGAAGAUCUGCUCUUGACUAAUGAGCCUUUUCCCGAGCGAAUUCCUCUACCUGAGAUGGUAGACUUCUUGGUUGAUAUUUGGUAUGAUGAAGGCCUUUAUGACUAGAUAGCUAAUUGAUAGUGUUUGAGUGAUGGAAUGGAGACUGAUGGAAGGUGGAUACACUUGAACACUUAACAUUCCAAUUACACAGUCUAUUUCUUGUAGCCUAUUCUUCCAUUUACUUCGAAUUAACACGACUCAUAUAGUCGGAUUUUUUAGAAAGUCCCCACGUUGGUGGGGGGGUGUUCCUCUAGAAUUAUAAAGUUCACAUUUUAUUGAAAAUUAUAGCUCUGAAUUAUAGCUCUCAGAUAUUAAUGUAUCUCAUUCAGCUUUUACCAUUGAUGGAAAUUGUGUUGUAUUUGUCACUUGCAUCAUCAGGAAAAUACUACCUAUUAGAACACGCUUUGUAAUUCUUCUGUUAUUUGUAAUCUUUUUAACAUAGUUCUGUUAUUUGUAAUCUUAGAAGUAUGUUAUUCUGUC